This is a messenger RNA of Magallana angulata, 2675 nucleotides long. RefSeq names its product vesicle-associated membrane protein 3-like. Gene Ontology annotation, cellular component: plasma membrane; SNARE complex. Lineage: Eukaryota; Metazoa; Mollusca; Bivalvia; Ostreida; Ostreidae. The record is from RefSeq and is a predicted model, not a curated record. Gene Ontology annotation, molecular function: syntaxin binding; SNAP receptor activity. Bases 113 to 481 code for a protein of 122 amino acids. The transcript is spliced from 8 exons. Gene Ontology annotation, biological process: vesicle fusion; vesicle-mediated transport.
GAUAACAUGACGUCAUUGCCAGUCAAUCGCCAUCCAUUAUAAUAUUUUUCAUCGACUUGUGGAGGAAGCUAGACCCCAAAGAUCCUUUUCUGCAAUAAUUAUUUGAUUCAAGAUGUCUGCUCCUCCACAGAACCCCGUGGCCGGACCAGGAGGGCCACCAAUGUCGGCAGCCGGAGGCCCAGGGGGCCCACAGCCUGCACAGCCCAGCAAGCGCUUACAGCAGACCCAGGCCCAAGUGGAUGAGGUUGUGGAUAUUAUGAGAGUCAAUGUUGAUAAAGUACUAGAAAGGGACCAGAAAAUUUCAGAAUUAGAUGACAGGGCAGACGCACUGCAGGCAGGAGCCUCGCAAUUUGAAGCUAGUGCUGGCAAGCUGAAAAGAAAGUAUUGGUGGAAAAACUGCAAGAUGAUGAUAAUUUUGGGCGUGAUCAUUGCUGUCAUAGUAAUUAUUAUCAUUGCAUGGGUGGCAUCUACUUAUGGUUAAUCCACAGAAUUUGGGCUGUUACAAGUCAACAAAGCAGUGGAGACAAUACCAACAACAGUGGAUAAGUCAACUACAUCUCUCAGAGCAUCAUCCAUAUUUCUAGUGCUUAGUUUCCCUCUUCAGGGACUCUCUUAUUUCAACUGACAGUUUUCAAAAUUUAAAGUUGUUGUUUUUUCCUCUCAAGUUUGACAUAAAACAAAAUAUUGAUAUUUAAUAAGAAAUAAUGUGUCUAUGCUUGAAAAUAAGUGAUGUGAAAUUGUCAACUGCUUUAUUGAAUUCAAGUUCUGUAGAGUUGAUUAUUAUUUUUUUCUCAUGUUUUUCUUGUGUGUAUUUGCUGUCCUCAGGAUUAAAAGAAAAAGUUUUUGAUUGAUUUUGAUUUUUUUCUGUAAAAUGAAAAAAAAAAAAUGAUGUGAUUAAUGGUACAGUGUAUUUAUGAUUAUUCUAAUAUUGUUAAGUUUUAUUGUAAAAAUCUGAUAUGAAUUAAUCUACAUGUACAUGUAUAUGAACAUAACCAAUGUAGAGAUUUCUUGCACAACAUUCCAGUGUUCUCGAAGGUUUAUUGCUAGCUUAGAUUAAAUGACUGUCAUGCUCUUUUAUUUUAUUUCAUAGGAAUCUGUUUUUUGGGGAAAUUAAAGUGCAUACAUGGGUUAACAGAAUCAAUAGUAGAUAAAUAAAAAAACAUGCAAGCAAAUUCUACAAGUGGAACUAGAUGGCUUUUUUUAAUUUGCUUUCAACCUGUUUCUUUUGACUUAUUUAAGGUGGUCUCUGGAAUUUGUAUCGUUUUUGAUAGCAUUAGUAUUUAAAAAGACCUUUGACCUGAGUGAGGUCAAAUAAAAUACUGGAACUCUCAAGGAUGAAAAGGCGUCAUAUACAAGUUUACCCAUGUAUGCCUUUAAGAUGGAAAUGACUGGAUAAUGUGUGUUUAGACUCUAUAGAAUAAUUUAGCAAGUUGUGGACUACGUAAUGUUUUUCAAUUAUAUGGGAUAUAUUUACUGAAUUAUUGCCCUUCACGUUUGUCUAUUUUUAAUUGUCAGCUUUUUUUUAACCAGAGUUGGUCUGCUGUCCCUCUUUUACUAUUAUUCCAAUACCUUGUUUUGUGCUAUUGGAAAAAAGUGAAAAGUCAUAAAUAUAUUGUAUAGAACAAGUAAGGUCAUAAUUUUAUAGGAAGGAAGGUCUUGGGUAAUAUUGAUUUAUGCCCCCCCCCUUUACCAAAAAAAAAAAAAUUUGAAGGGGUGUAAGCUGUAUGACAAAAAUGAUUACUACAAAAAAUGAGGGAAUUCUGAAAUGAUCAAUCUCAAAUAGUUUACACUUUCAACAAAGUUUUUAAGAUUCUUAUGAUUUUCUUUCACUUAAAGAAGUAUUUGGUUUGCCUUGUUUUUGUUUGAACUUUACAUUUUUGGUCAUAAAAACAACAGUAUUCCCUAACAGAUUUUGAACAAAAUUGGUUGUCAUCAAUGCCCCAUUCACAUAAAUUAAUAAGAAAUAAAAAUACAGCUAAUACCUAGAUUCUUGCAUGUGGUGGAAUCCUUAUGAACUUCUGGAAUGUCUAAUUAGGCAACAAAGUCCUUGAAGAAGUAGAGUUACACAUAGUUGGCUAAGUUAGGUGAAUAGUGCGUCCCAUUGGGGGGCUCUUGUUGAUGGUACUCGUCUGUUGGUAGUCAUUACUGUACAUACAUUAAUGUUUAUUAUUUAUUAUUGGGUCACAUAUUUAUCAUUAUUACUACUCUGUUUACAUUAUGUAUGAUGGAAUCCUGUUAAAAAAUUUGUACAUACAUUGUAAAAUAAUCAGAUUCUUUAACUGGACUGCGAGUGGGAAUAUUUUCAUGGCUUAAAUUUAUGUCAUUAUGCUGUUCCUUCUAACCCCCUGAUGUGUAAGAUUUUUUUGAUGUUGGAAUAUUUUUGCACCUGCAUGCUUUUGAAUCAAAGAUAUUUUGUCAUUCUAAUUAAAUUUGAAAAAAAAUUUGCCAAAUUAAGAUCAACCUGUCCAUGAAACGUGUUUGAGGUGUAUUUGUUUCCAUUUUAUAGGAUUCCAGUUGCAUUUUAUGUGUGGAAUUGUAGCUCUGACAUGGUAUGUAUAUCUUGAUAUAUGUACUUGGUCCCAGUGUCAGGCUAACACAUUGUAUAGAAUAAUCUGUGUUGUCUUGUUGAUGCAGUCAGUGUAAGAAAUAGAUUAAAUGCUUACCAUACAUAGGUA